UCUCUCUCUCUCUCUCUCUCUCUAACUUCAACGGCCAUGGCCGAUUACAAGAAUCAUUAUACCAACCUGCCUCUCUCAUCCACAAAUACCCCAUUAAAAGAGAGGAUUCAUAGGGAAGAACUUGCAGAGAACGAAGAGAAGAUCGAAUUUUGAGAGGAAACAAAAGAGAGUAGAGUGGUUUCAAAGACAGAGGGAAGAGAGAUAUAGAGAAGAUACAGAGAGUGAAGAGAAGGAAAAGAUUGUUAGUAGAGAGCGAGAAGUGAUACAAAAUUCGAAGGUUUCCGAAAAACCAGUUGAUACAGAGGGAAGAGAGGUUGAAAGGAGAGGUGAUACAAAACCAGAGAGAAGAGGAAUGGGCAACAGCCUGAGGUGUUGCAUUGCAUGCGUCCUCCCCUUCGGUGCGCUCGACGUGAUCCGCAUAGUCCAUUGCAAUGGUCGAGUUGAGGAGCUGAGCGGCUCGAUACGAGCGGGUGAAGUCAUGAAAGCAAAUCCGAAGCACGUCGUCAAACCCUGUGUUCCGAACCUUGUUCAAGGGAUUGUGAUCCUCCCCCCUGAUGCCGAGCUAGAACGUGGGGAAAUUUACUUUUUAAUCCCUUUCUCUGCCCUCGGUCUAGAGAAGCAUCACACCAAGCCGACCAAAAUGGCAAAAAAGAGGAAAGAUAAGAAGGAUUUGGAAAUUGCCCGGAAUCCAGUUGCCGGAAAACCAGAACCAGGUGCUGGUAAAUCAAAUGAUCGGUACUUAACCGACAUUUUAACAGAGAAAAGAGGCAGCCAUCGAGAUCGGAGGAGGGGGAGAGUUGCAGUUUGGAGACCUAAUCUAGAGAGCAUCUCUGAGGGCAUGUCUGAGAUUUUAUCAGAUUUUUGAGGUCAAAAUGGCCCUUCUCGCCACCGGAUUAUUGCCGGGAAUUUUUUGUCAGCCCCAAAAUGGAUAUCUAAUUUUUUUUUUUUAAAUUGCAAAUUGUGGA
Amborella trichopoda is the source of this 965-nucleotide messenger RNA. RefSeq lists its product as uncharacterized. The record is from RefSeq and is a predicted model, not a curated record. NCBI's taxonomy places the organism in Eukaryota, Viridiplantae, Streptophyta, Magnoliopsida, Amborellales, Amborellaceae.